Messenger RNA from Xyrichtys novacula (pearly razorfish), 3865 nucleotides. NCBI's taxonomy places the organism in Eukaryota, Metazoa, Chordata, Actinopteri, Labriformes, Labridae. The record is from the annotation of a GenBank genome assembly.
GUUGCCUUAUUCCAACGACGGAAGUGACGACUUCAACUCUCCGUGUUUACCAACGGCAGUGAAAAUUUCGUCCUUAAAAUCAAAUUAUUUUCAAUAAACAGCUAAACCAGUUUAACAAAACGAACAGGAUACAAGUUAUUAGAGAUGGCGGACCCUGCGGUGUCGACGGGCGGGUCUCUUAACUCAGGAGGGGUAAGAAAAAGCCUUAAAAUGUCCUCUCUGAGCUGCAUGGAGCCAAAUGAGCCUCUCUGCGCAGCUUUACAUGACCUAUUCAUGAAGGAUAAUCAACCUUUUUGUUAUCUCUUCUGACACAUUCACGUUUAAGCCGUCUAACCGUGUCAUGUCUGUGUGUUUUUUCAGCGUGGGAGUGGCAGUAAAGCAGCCACCAGUCCCGCGGAGAACUACCACCUGGCCAGACGUCGGACCCUGCAGGUGGUGGUCUCUGCCCUCCUGACUGAAUGUGGCUUUGAGAGUGCUGAGAAGGCAGCUGUGGAGACUCUGACUGAGAUGAUGCAGAGCUGUAAGUCCGGUCUACAUCCUUGAACAUUGAUCUGUGUUUUGACUGUCAAACCUGAAGUAAACUGCAGCAUCUGUCCUCUUGGUGCUGCUCUUUAUUUACAGUAUUAAAAAGCAGAUGUCUUCUCUGACUGUCUCUUCGUCUCUUUUUUUUCAGAUAUAACUGAAAUUGGUCGAUGUGCCAAAGCUUAUUGUGAACACACAGCCAGAAGUAUCCCGACUCUUUCAGACGCCGUGGUCACACUCAUUGAAAUGGGUAAAAACUGGAGAACACAAACACACAGCGGCUUAUAUGUUCCAUACUUAAAGGGAUAUCCUGGUGUAAAAUUAAUUAAGGAUCAAACACACCGUAACACCGAGUUAGACAUCCCCUCCAGAGAUGAAUGUUGCCAACCACUUGCCUCUCAAGUUACCUGAACCCUGAAUUAAUUUUACGCCAGAAUAUCCCUUUAAGUUAAUAAAGAGAAAACGUUAUAUAAUGUGUCUGUUUCUUUACAGGUUUCAAUGCUGAUACUUUGCCUGCAUAUGCCAAGAGAUCACAGAGGAUGGUUAUAACUGCCCGUAAGUGGACACUCUGCUCCCUUACUGUAGAUGCAGAUGUUGAUCAUGAUGAAUUCACAUUUAGAUAUAUAUAUAUUUUUUAAAUCGGUGUUAUAACCUCUUUCUUUUUGUGGAUUUUUCUCUUUUAGCUCCAGUGACGAACCCUCCUGUCAUUCCCAAAGCUCUGUCAGCGGGACAGAAACGUCCACAUCCAUCUUACAUCCCCGGCCACUUCCCAGAGUUCCCCGACCCGCACAGCUACAUCAAAACACCUGUGAGUCAGAUCUCUCCGAUUAACAAAAAAACAAACUUAAGUUUCACCAAACAGCAGAACCAUAUUCAUAAACGAUAUCAACUCAAAUUUAGAGUGUGUUCAAGGCAUGUGUUUCUUUCUGCUUUCAGACGUACAGAGAGCCUGUGUCAGACUACCAGGUGGUGAGAGAGAAGGCGGCAAGUCAGAGGAGAGACGUGGAACGAGCACUCACGCGCUUUAUGGCCAAGACCGGAGAAACCCAGAGCCUCUUCAAAGACGACAUCAGCAUUUUUCCCUGUGAGUCACUCUGCCGAACAUAAUUCAGUUUCAAGGAAAAGUUCUUUUUCUUAAGGGUCUGUGUUUACAUGUCUCAGAAGCCACUGAAUCCAUGUUUCCAGUUAAAUUCUAACCCUUUCAACCUUUUUUAGUAAUCGCAGCUCGACCGAGCUCCAUCCCGUAUCUCAGCGCCCUCCUGCCCUCAGAGCUGGAGCUGCAGAGUCUGGAAGAGACCGACUCGUCUGAGCAGGACGACCAGACAGACAGCGAGAACACAGCAGGAAACAUCAUACAAGUAAGUCUUCACUCUCAGGAUCUGUUCAGCUGACCCAGUUUUUCUCCGCAGAAUUUUUUCCAGAACUUAAGAUAUUGAUCACAGAAUUAUAAUUUUACUGAUAUCAGGUCCUUAACAAAAGUCGUAUUAUGUGGCAUCUCUGGCAUAGAGGACCUCUGUUAACCACUCAGAAUGACCUCAUCCUCUGAUUUUCUACAUGCCCUUUAAACGUCACCAGUUUUAACAGUUGCACAGUAGUUUUAGUUAUGACUGGUUGUAGUGGCAGAGAAAGAAAGUCCCUUAAAAAUUAGCAGUAAUCCAUUCAUAUAAAAGGUCAAGAUUUUUUACUGGAACAGUGUGAUUUCAAGGUUGGAUUUUAGUGUUUAGCUCUACUUCUUGCAUAGUUAAACAGCAGCAGAGAGGGUUUGCAGAAAGUGUGUUUUUUGAUCCACAUUUUUUGCAGAUUUUUGAGUGUUUUCCUUGAAAUCAAGGCUCUAAACUCCUCUUAAGAUGUUCACUUUGGUGCUUUUGUAUAAAUUACAGCAAACUUUCCAAACCUUAAAUAAACCCACAUCACUGCAGAAAGACAACCUCUUACCUCCUUCCACCAUCUAGCUCUUGCGCAGGUGAUAGCUGUGGUCCAUCAGGUGUAAAUAUAGUAUGUCAGCACCCAGAGUGUUUGUACCUUUAUGGCCAGAGCAGCUUAAAAACUAGCAUGUGCACAGUUUUCCUUUUUUCAUGACCAUGACCAUAUGUUACGAAGUUGAAAGCUGGUUGAAGCUGGGUCUUAGAUGUCCAACCUAACUUUUCCAAUCAAAUUUCAAGUUAAAAUCCUUGUCAGUGUUCCCAAGAGACCACCACUGGACACACUCUUGUCUUGGUGGUGCUUGUAGAGACAGUGGACCUGUUAAAUUGUCUUGUUGAGCUAUAACUGUUGCUUAAUGUAACUGUGCAUGUGAACUUACUGAUUUCUUUGUUUCCCACGUUCAGGAUGAUCCAGGAGCUGACAAAGAGAACUCCAUGCUUCCUCCCAGCGGUGUCGUUCCCUCCACAAAAAGCAGCGAGGAAAACAUGAUCGAUAACCCGUACCUCAGGCCGGUCAAAAAGCCCAAAGUGAGGAGGAAGAAAUAAACCUCCUUCACCUACAGACUCACUUUUGCCUCAGUGGUUUUUGCUCUCGGCAGUCAGUGAUCCCCUUCCUCGAUUCUGGAAACAGGACUGCUGCUGGCUCUUUGUACACUGACGACUUCUACUGAAGAGAACUUGUUUGUGUUGUGUUGACUUUCAUGUUUUCAGAAAGCACCCACACUGUUAAAAACUUGUGUUGUCAUUUUCUAAGAAGCAUCACAGUGAAAUACAAACCAAACAGGAACAGAGUCUUUUUGUUAAUAAAGAAAUGUACGUUUCUUUUUGUAACUCCAGUUUCAGUCCAGUAAAUUCAACUGAUAUCUGCUGUUUUGCUGAGAGGACAACCUCAGGCAGUAAAUACAAUAAAGGCACUGGCAAAUGUCACAACAGGCUUUAAUGCAUCAGAUUCAGUCGUACAAACUCAGGUAGGCCACUCUGCUUCUGGAACUUUCUGUCACUGAAGAUAAAAACAAAGUAUUAGAUGUUGCUUUUUAAUUUUAGAAGUAUCACAAAUGAGAAAGUCAUGCAUCUCUGUGCAAUUAAUCAGUAUUAAGGAUGGGCCGAGUUCACUGAUGUGACUCUGACUUUGUUUUUAUAUCUGCAGAUUUAAGAUUUUAAAAGAUUGUUAGAACAUUUUAGAAGAUGCAGUUUUUUCCUGCUUAAGCUUAGAUAAGGAAAAACUGCACCUCUUUUUAAAUUGGUUUAUUUCUCUAUGGUGAUAACAAAUCUUUCUCCAAACACUUGCUGAUAAAAGCACCCAUCUUGCAAACCUGACUUCUCUAGUUUGAGCCCUCGAUUCCAGUUAAAAUGUUUGUAGAUCAAACUCAAGCUGAAAAAUACAGAUGUGGUUUGCAUAAGAGAAGAAAAUAUAUACUUUA